This is a messenger RNA of Thermochaetoides thermophila DSM 1495, 1155 nucleotides long. RefSeq lists its product as uncharacterized. NCBI's taxonomy places the organism in Eukaryota, Fungi, Ascomycota, Sordariomycetes, Sordariales, Chaetomiaceae. The record is from RefSeq and is a predicted model, not a curated record. The coding region runs from base 1 to 1155 and encodes 384 amino acids. The transcript has 12 exons.
AUGGCGGUGAGAAUUAAUGCAGUUGAUGCUGCCACCGCCAGCUGGGUGGAUCAACUUCGCGAGAAAUAUGUUAACACUGAUGUCGAUAAUGCCGAGAAUCCGAGCAAAUUUGGAUACCACCAUGGGCCGAUCAAGAACCCAAAUCAUGGCUGGGUCCCGCCUUCACAUCAAGAAGAUGCCAAGAUUGUGGGAAGGAAAAGAAGUAUUGAAACCCUUUCAGUCGCGGAAAAUGCCCUUGCUGAGAAGGAGGGAGUCCAACUAUCCAGUGUCAAUGGUUUGAUCUGCGAUAUAGUUGUGGACCCGUCUACUGGAGAAAUGUGUGGUGCUGGAUGGUUCGGUGAUUGCCCAGCUCUCCGUCGCCAUAUUCGGACUGCUCAUCCAGGGGCUGUUGCCAACUUUGUUUCUCAUGGAAGUCUAUCUGACGAGCGUGUCGCCGCCGAAAUCGCUCUUCGCAAGUGGGUGAGAGAUGGCCAUUGGCGAAAGGCGAAGUACUCUAAAGAGCCGGGCAUACCACCCUUUGUCAGCAUUAUCCGGAUGAUUGCUGAUGAGCUUGAACUUCUGGCGCGCUACGACGCUUCGGUUGCCCAGAAGUACGGGAUUUGGUUCCAUCGUUAUGUUCCAGGUCGGGAACAGGGCUCUCCUGGACGUUUGCUGUUUAUCCAAAAGGCCUUACCUCCUGCUCAGAUGCCAAAGAAAACUCCACAGAGUGGAGAAAAGCGAAAGGUAAUUAUUAUUACGGCUUCAGAACGCAGCCAAUCCUCAGAGCACGUGCUUACAGCAUCACAGGCCGACGACGCCGAUGUGGGUGGUGAGAACGAACGGCGAAGAUCCUUUGUCAAGAGUGUUAAGAGCCGUUGCGAGUCUUCAUCACACACGUCAGUAGUCAUGCCGGCGGCGACUGCAACGGCCACUCCAGCAGUCACCCCGGCGGUCACCCCAGGCUCGAACGUCUCUCCCAGCACUACGGUUCAACGCUGGAGCAAGACAUCUCUGGUACAAUUUUUUGAGAAUUCGGGGCUGUCGCAGGAGGCAUAUGUUGACCUUCUCGCUUUGAAGGUAGCCAGUAAUCUGCGGGCAGAGUUUGCGUUGUUAAGUUACGAAGUGGGGAAGCUAAAGCAGGAAGUCAAGGAGUUGAAGGAUAAGCUUAGCAAAUAG